Molecule: messenger RNA, 9519 nt
Organism: Penaeus vannamei (Pacific white shrimp)
Lineage: Eukaryota; Metazoa; Arthropoda; Malacostraca; Decapoda; Penaeidae
Source: RefSeq, a predicted model, not a curated record
GCAACCAAUGUCACCUAUGUUGAUGAACUGGAGCUGCGUGAUUUGGAAAUGAUUGCUGAACUGCGACCAGGCUGCCAGAUUGGAUUAGGGGUCCCCCUGAACCAUGCCACAGAUGAGGGCAUCCGAAAUAGCCAGUAUGUGUUCCUGCGACUUUGUGAGCCAGAGGAACAGAAUGAAACUCGGGGUAAUAUGAGCAGUCUAAAUGAAACGGUGAAUUUUUCUCCUGGACAAAUAGGCAGAAGACUUAGUAAUAGCCGCCCACCGGGUGAUACAGUGCCUCAGACAGAAAAAUCAGAGGAUGCAGGGAAGAAUGCAAGUAGAACUGGGACUCCUCAGGAAGGUGGCAUUAUGUCAGGCACAUCAGCAACAUCCUUUGACCCUCAGGCGAUAAACGUCCCUAAGAAAACAUCAUAUUCCCACAGUGGUUCUGGAAAUGAUUAUGUAAUGCCAAAGCUGCAACCAAAUUCCUCUGAUGGCUUUAUCCCAUGUAUCGAGCCACCCACAUCAGCAACAUGCACUAGGCCCUCUUUGGCUGCAGCUGCAAAUGUGCCACAAUCUUCAGGUACUACUAAACCUCCAGCUUUAUGUGUUGCACAGCCAGAGGUCAGUUGCAGUAGUAAUAAUGUAAGGUCAUUACCAUUGCUUACACGCAUAUCAAGUGUCAAGAGAAAAGAAAGUCUGGAGCUAUUUGAUAAUAUGGAUUUGAAAGUUCAAGUUAAUGUAGAUAUUCCCGACCAAAGUGAAAUUAGUAAUCAAGAUAAACAUGCUGCUUCUACAGGAGAUGAAAUGAGAAAAUCUAGUCAUAGCAUAUCUGGCCUUCCACUUCAUGCAGAGGAAACAAAACAAGGUCCCUCUUCAUUGUCAUCUGAAGGCCAGUAUUCUGCUCCAGUAGUUCAAAGCUUGGAAACUCACAGAAGACAGAGACAGGGUUCAGGUGCCCACAGUGUGUCACACAUUCAGCAGGAUUCCAGCAUGCGGUCUGAGGGUGAUGCCUGUAGUAGGGCAUCACCCUCUUUUCCAGUCCAACAUGUUCAUGAAAUACCAGAUGGUAUUUCUGGCAGCAAACCUUUUAGUUCAUCCAAAGAGGUAUCAGCAAAGGUAUCAGCAGAAAAUCUGGGGAAAAGCAUAGUUGAAGAUAGAGCAACUGUAAUGGGUUCCUCAAGUUUUUACCUAAAUGGAAAGGGAGCCUCUGGAUUUGAGAAUCAGACCCCUUUUCAGGACCAACAUGUAGAAACAAAGCAGCUACUACAAAAUGUUAAUAAUAUCAAAGUUCAGACUCCUGUAUUAGGGCCAUUUGAAACUUCUUGCAUAAAACCUACCAAAGAACAGACAAAUUCUAUGGAAAAAACAAAUGAAUUUGAUACUUACAAAGACAAAAAAGGGGAACCAAAAGAUUGUGGCCAGACAGACCUGAUCACCAUUGAUGAUGAGUUUUCUGAAGGGGAUGAUAUCAUUGACCUUACACAACAGGAUCCUGUACCUGAUAGCUCUAUUGAAAAAAAGACCAAAGAUGGAGAACAAGAUUUGAUGGCCUGCUUUGUUGCCAGUUUAAAGGAAGAGGAAAAAGGGGAGACAGCUAAUGAAGGAUCUGCAAAGAGGAAGAGGAAUACUGGAGAAGAAACAGUAAAGUCUCAAAGCUCCACCAGCGUUGGUUUCAAGGAUGUAAAAAAGGCAAGAUUAAGUGCACCAGCUGUCAGCAAUUCAAAUUUGAUGGAAGACUCAGAAAGUGACAGUGAUAGUGGUGUUCUUAAAAUUCAGAGGAAUUGCAAGUUGAAAAGGAGGAUUGUAGUUAGUUCUGACAGUGAGACAGAAAUGGAAAAAUCAAAGUCUUUGAAUGAACAAACACAACAAAAGGAACAAUUUAGAAUAAAGACUGAAAUUAAUGCUUGGGCAAAAAGAAAUUGCCAGGUAGCCAUUGAAAAGCUUCCGUCAUCACUUGUUGAAGGUGCAGUGAGUGGUAAAGAAAUAAUUGAUGAUAAAAAGAUUGGACUGACUGUGCACAUUCCCCCUAAGGACAGCAGAAACAGAAUUCUUACUUCAAGAGAGAACAAAACCUCUGAAAACACAAGCAACAAAGUUUCUUCCAUGGGAAGGAAGCAAAAUAGCAAAAUUGAUCUUCCCUGUAAUAGGUUUGGUCUUGAUGACGAUGAUGAUGAUCUUCCAGAUCUCAAUAAUGAAGACUUCAAACCAAUUCGUGGGUCAGUGUCCUCAGAGAAUGUACUAGUGAGGAGAAGAAGUACUGAAGAUGAUGAUAAAAGGAAGGGGAAAGAUCCACCAAAGGCAUGCAGGAAUGGAAAAGGAUCUUUUGAUAGUCAGUGCAGUGAUCCACCUGUAAAACACCACAUAGGAAAAAAAGAACCUGAGCCUCCAAGCAAGAGACAUAAGAGGCAGAACUCUAGGGAUUCACAACCAUCUGAUGCACAAGAGACCAGAGAUUCCCAAAAAGUAAGCAGAACAGAUAAGAAUCCCAAGUCAGCUUCAGAGGUCUCAUUAUUCAAGGCAGGCAGAAAUUACAAAAACUCUGGGGAAUCCUCUGAUGAGGCUUCAUCUAAAGGAGCAACAAAAUGUGCUGUAGAAACCUCUGCUUCUGUUUUAUCUGUGGCAGGCAGCAGUUUAACUAAUGAAGAUGAUGACUACAUCUUUUGUAAGCCGAGACCAGAUACACUGGUCAAAAUCAAGAAAGAGGUGGUGCAAGAAAAUGUGGUAAACAUGAAAAUUAAAACAGAAAAAAUAGAUAAAGACCAAUGGCAUUUAAACAUUAAAAGGGAGCCAGAAGAAAAGGGAAAGGAGUGUACAGAGAAAAAGAAAUUUCAUGAUACAGGUGAUGAUGAUGAUGUUCUCAUAAUGUAUUCUCAGGUGGAUGAACCUAUCUGGUUGUCUAGUGAUGAGGAGGACUCUACCACGUCAGUGAAUGCAGAUGUGUCCUUUGGCCCACUUCCCCCAAGCCCAGAACUAGGCAUAGAAGAAUUAUUUGCCACAGAAGAUCAGCAGAAGGAGGCAGAAACAGUAGAUAAGGCUAAGGGUAGUGCUGUUACAGAAAUAGAUAUUGAUGAGGAUGAUCAGUGGUUCCCUGUCCUAUCUCAGUCAUUCUGGGAUGAUGACACUGAAGAGAUCAAAAAGUCAUCCAAAAUGGAUGAACCAGUCCCAGGUCCAAGUAGUACCAGCAGCUGUGCUAAACAAAGUGAUGAGUUGGAAGAUGAUGACAAGUGGCUUGAGCUGUCACAGGGAUUCAUGGAUGAUGAUGCUGAUUUUGAGGAUAAGUCUUCCAAAGAUAAAGAUGUAACUGACAGCAGUUUAAAGUAUCGCAGUGUGACUGUAGAAAAAAGCAAGAACAAAGACCCCAGGAAAUCUCAGCUCAUAGAUCCAAAGAUGCCUCCUGCUAGGACAAAGAGUGACAGCCUUCGGAAAAGGGGUCUGGGCACCAGUGAUACUGCCAGCUGGUCAUCUAAACGACGGGGUCAGGAGAAGGCACCAGACACAGACCACAGAAGACUGGAGGAAUCUGCUGAAAAGCAUACUAAAGCUAGAACCACAAAGAUUAUCACCCCACCCCAGAAGAGUUACAAGAAGAAAGGAUCUAGUCUACGUGAUAAUUUGGCAGCAAAAUACAACUUGCAGUCAUACAAAUCAACUGUAGAACAAAAGAAGGAAAACCAUCAUCUUGUCCCUCGACCUGAAGAUGAUAAGAAGAAAGAGUCUUCCCACAGGAAAUCACACUUAGUUACAUCAGAACCCCGGAAAGAGGAAAACAUAUCCGUACAAAAGAAGCCUUCUUAUAAGGAAGGUGGGGACCAAGCAAAAUCCAGGUCAACAGUUGCUGCCAAAGUUACCUCAAAGAAUCGUUCAGAUAAGCUCAUUGACAUCAACAUAUUUCCUUCACCUGAAGUGCCAAAACCCCAGCUGCGGAAAAAGUACAAAAUCCCCAAAAAUGAUGCUACCAAGAAGGCAGAUUCCAGUAAUGAUAAAAAAGAAGGAAGUAGUAAUGUACUGGAUGCAAGCACCAAGAGGACUCCUCCAGCACCUGAAAUAAACACUUUGGAAAACAUUGAAAGGGAGACCAGAUCAACUCCUACACAAAAAGAUUCAGAAAAGGUUACUGUAACAGGUGAUGCAAAGGCAAGUAGCAUUAUGAAAGAUACAGAGAAAGGAAAUGUAAAGGCUAAGAAACGUGUUCAUUUUCCAAGCCGGCUUGAAGAUUUGGAGAAAGUCCUGUACAUAUCACCACGCAAAAAUGCAGAGCGGUUAGGAGCAUUGUCUGUUAAAGCAAAAGAAGUGUUACCCAAAGAACUCUUGUUUUUGAAGUACAAGAUUCCCAACAACUAUUUUGAUCAGUUCAUUUACUUUGUGUGCAGGUGGAAUUAUGACUGGCUUGAGAGCUACAGAGUCAUGCAGGAGAAGCAUGCAAAUGGCAAGCUGAAAGAGGUGAGGCCUCCUCCUAUUGUCCAGAACACCACCUAUCCAACACUCAUAUUGUAUGACUCAUACAAUGACUAUAAAGAAAUUUUCAGCACCCUGAUGUACUAUGAAGUAUGGGAGCAUGUUUACCAGGACUGGUUACAGUACAGAAAUACCAAUAUGUGGCUGACAGCUCAGAUUGAUGUAAUACAACCCCUGGCCGUAGAUAGAGAAGUUAAUGCCCCCAAGUUUUGGGUGGUAAAGGUGAUCACAUUGAUCACACAAGAACAGAGCAACCGAAAUUACCAUCCUAGGCAAGGUUCUCUUGUAGCUUUAAAGCUACAUGAAGGAAAAAGAAGAGUUGUAAUCUUGGGCUAUGUUGACAACAUCAUCAAGUCCAGAAAAAGGAAUGUUACAAAAGAACUGGAUAAGAUGGUGCCACAGGGUGAAGUUUGCCUUCUUCUCUGCAUGCGUGUCACCAAGGACACCAUCCAGACUGUUCAAUUAGGCAAGAUGAUAUAUGUUAGCAAUGUCUCGUAUAUCCGCCCUGCUACAAGAACUUGGGAAGGGUUGUGCAAACUCCCUCAGUCUCCUUUGUGUGGUGACAUACUCAAGCCAUCCGAAGAAGUAUUCAAAUGUAGUCAACACCCUGGAGAGUACAUCAUUCAUGAUAUGCCUCUCAACAGUGUGCAGAAAAAGGCUGUUGUUGAAGUAGGUAGUAAAUGCACUGUUGAUGAGCUGGUGCCAAAGAUCAGCUUGAUUCAUGGUCCACCAGGAACAGGUAAAACACGAACUAUAACUGCCCUCAUAGCCCAGAUAACAAAGUCUAGCCGUGAAAAUAAAAAGCCAUGUAGAAUUCUCCUGUGUGCCCCAUCAAAUGCAGCUGUGGACGAAUUAACCCUACGUCUUAUCAAGCUCAAAGAAAUUGGAUUGUCCCUCCGCCUGGUGAGGGUUGGCGUGAAAGAAAGCAUAAGUACAGAGUUAAGGGAAUAUACUCUAGAUUCUUUUGUACAGAGACAGGUUAAGAUUGAACUUUCCACUCCAAAAAAUGUAUCAACCCGACAAGAAUGGGAAAGGAAGAGGUACAUGGUAAAGCAGGCGGCAGAUGCAUUGGAAAAGGCAAGGAAAGAGAAUAGGAGUAAGGAUGAAAUAAAGGCAAUGGAGACUCGUUUAAAUGAGUUAGUGAGAGGAAAAACAGAGUUUGAAAGAAGCUUCCAUUCCCAGCCUAAUUCACAGGAACGAUUUAAACUGCAGCAGAAGUGGCAGGAGCAGUUUCUUUUGGGAGCAGAGGUCAUUACCGUGACAUUAGGAGGCUGUGUCUCAGGUGUGAUGCAGGAGGUCCUUGGCAAACUGCCUCAUGCUUUUACAUGCUGCAUCAUUGAUGAAGCUGGACAAUGCAAAGAAACUGAAACAUGGCUUCCAUUACUGUAUGGUGUCCGCAAGCUGGUUCUGGUAGGAGACCACAAACAGCUUCCAGCCACAGUCAUCUCACAGCUAGCCCAGAACAAAAAUCUCAAGCAGUCGCUCUUUGAAAGGUUCUUUUACCGUUAUGUGAUAGAACUGCAGAUGGACAAUGUCAUCCAUUCUCUCAAUGUUCAAUACAGAAUGCAUCCAGAGAUUGCAGACUGGCCCUGUAAGCACUUCUACUUGAACAAGCUUGUGACAAGUCCAGAAAUUGUAAUGGAAAGAACGUAUGGUCUGAGACCAUACAUUGUUUUUGAUCUGAAGACAUCUCAAGAGCAAAAAAACCAAAACAAUGAGUUCUACAAUCCAGCAGAAGCAUCGCUGAUCCGCAUUCUCCUAGAGGCAAUUGAGCCAGAUAUUGCACAACAAAAGGUGGCCAUCAUAACCCCUUACCAGUGCCAAAAGUACAAACUUGAGGAGAAACUGGCAAAGUUCUUUGGCAGGAUCAACCUAGUUAUCAACACAAUUGAUGCAUUCCAGGGCCAAGAGCGUGAUGUGGUUAUCCUUUCCUUCGUGCGGGCAAACCCGGAGGCCAACAUUGGCUUUCUCUCUCAGCGUCAGCGCCUUAAUGUGGCCCUAACCCGUGCUCGUCGUUCCUGCUAUAUUGUGGCCAGUCUAAGUUCUCUUGCAAAGAAUGAUGAUUGGAAAUCACUGAUCCAGAAUGCCCACGACCGCAACGUUGUAAAAACCAUCACUCAAGCAGAAGAGAAUGACAGAGCACACAUCCGAAAGCUUGUCCAGAAAUGAGGUACAUGCCUGUGCACAUGUGGCAGUGUGUACUGGUCCUUUACUACAGCUCUUUAUUUACAUUCUUCUAGUGUGCUGUACAUUGUGAUUGGCAUUUUAAAGUAAAGAAGUUAUGCUGUGCCUUUUGUAUGGAGUGAGCCUGAUUUCAUCACAUGCAGCAGUUUAAAAAGGAAAAGAGAAGCAAGCCAGUCUUCAGUAAAAACGAAGGUAAUAGGCAUAAACAAUAGACAUUUCAAGUUUUAAGCUUGAUCCAAGAGAUUCUUGGAAAGAUUUAGUAAAGCUGUGAUGAGGUGUUAUCUCUAUGAAAUCCAUAUUGAAAUAUCAACAUUGAGGAAAGCACAGUGCUAUGAAGGAGCUUUUUUUAUGAUAGAAAUACCUUCAACAUGAAGUUAUGUGAAUGUACUAUGUGAUUGUAUAUUUUUUUACAUUUUCAUCUUUUAGUACACUUCUUGUUACGAAUUGCCAUAGUUUCUCUAAAAGUGUUUCAAGAGAAUAAACAGCAGCACUUAGCUUUUUAAAGACACUAUUUGUCACCUGAAAAGCCCUUUCUUUGUUGAUGUCAUAUAUUAAGAGAAAAAUUUUUGUUUUAUUUUAUAUAUUACAGAUUUUAAGAUUUAGCUAUUAACUUUCUUUUUUUUUCAUUAUUUGUUUCUCCCCUUAAGAAGAGGGCCUAUAGAAGAUACCAAGAUCACUGUAAAGCAUAUAUGAGAGAUAGGAAUAGGUUUUGUCCUUUUUAUGAGACUCAAAAUGUUUUAUUGACUGAUUUCCCCUUAUUUUUUGUAUAAUGUAAAUGUGUUCUGAUACUAAGAAUGAAGCAUUAUCAGAGCAAAAUACUUCAUUGUAGCCAUGAAAUGAAGUUAACUUAAGACUGAUUCUGUGGAAUGAAAGGAUUCUAGAAUUACAUUUUUUAGGAUGCUUAAAUGUGAUAUUGAAAUAGGAAGCUUUAUUGUUCACUUGAUGAUAUUAGUAAGUUUAUUUUUGAAGCUAUAUUUUUCAUCGUUAUACAAUGGACAUUGGACAUACACUAUAUUAUAUGCUUUGCAAAGCUAGAUGGACUACUUACUUCAAUGAUAAAUGUAAGUAUAUCAUGUCUCUUAUGCAAAACAAUGUUCUGAGUCAUAUUGAAUGCCUGUAUUAUUGUUUCAUGUACUGCACUUUCUAUAGUUAUUUUAAUGUGAACUUUCCCUACUUUAAAAUAAAAGGUUUAGUAUAGAACAGUGUAUGCUUCAAUUCACGAGUAGCAGCUUCUGUUCUUGCAUACAAUAUGGAUCUUCAGAGUUGCAACUUUAUUUCUGUAUUAAUAAUUCUUUUAAUAAUAUUACUAACGAGUGCAUUAUGGCUCCCGAAUGCAGUAAAACCAGAGUGGGUUAAAGCAGCAACAUGAAAUAAAGGCCAAUUUGAAAGUGAAAUAAAAGGUGAAAAAUCCAGUGAGCAGUGUAUGACAGAAUUUACAAAAUAAAUAUAAGCUAGAAAAGUUGUACUUGUCUUUUUUAUACUGUUCAUAUUGUCAUAAAAAUAUUUUUUGCGCAUAUCAGACAUGACAUUUAGUGUAGUUGUUAUUUAUUCAGACAAAAUGUGUGAAUAAAAAAAAUGCUGUAAACAACAUUAUUGUAAAUAAAAUCAACACAGUUCAUUUCGAUGUUGGAAAAUAUUGUACAGUGACUUGGAGCCCUUUAUUAACCUUUUAUUAAGGCCAUAGAAUGCUGGAAAAGAUAUGUAUCAUUUUGAUUGUUUACCUCAGAGUUCAUAAAGUAAAAGUAAUAUGUACUCUUUGCUGUAACGAUCAGUAAAAAAGAAAAAAAGAAAAAAAGAAAGAAAAAAAGUACCUAUUUUAGAUACUAAAAUCUGCAAAAAAGGCAUUGCCCCCAAGAAAAAAAAAACAAUGUGAUAUCUCAGUAUUUUAGUUAUGGUAAUUUAUUAAAAAAAAAAAAAAAAAAAAAAAAAAGUAUUACAUUCCCUUUGUUUAAAAAAUACAAACUAAUCUAUGGUUGGCUUCAGUUCUCUGUAGGUUGUAUAUUACAGUUUAUUUGUGUAUGUAUGAAAACCAAUGGGACUGUAAAAGAGUAUGUGAGGGAAUGUGGUAGCAUAGAAUGAAAAAUGUAUCAUCUAGUUGACUUCCAUAGUUGGGAAAAGCAAGUCCUCUUUUUCCCAGGAUGACAUCACUAAGUAAAGGUUCUUUAACCCACAGAUGCUGGGUACAUAGGCUGUUCAUUGUAGUUUUGUUUCCUAAAAUUUGUUAACACAGAGGCUUCGCAAGUACUUACUUGCCAACGAGUCAAUUACUAGGCUUACCUCACCUCUUUACCCUACUCCUGUAAUUUUUGUGAUUGAAAGUGUUUAUUCCUUAUAAUGUUAUUAUUGUUAUUAAUGAUAUAAUCAUUAUUACUGUAUCAUUAUUGUUAUUAUGAUGUUAUUACAAAAAUAAAAAAUAAAUGAAAAAAAUAAAAUAAAAACUUUUCUACAAAAAUUAAAGAUAUAGGGUAAGAGGUAACAUUAGGUAGGAAUGAUAAUUAACUAAAAUCACAGUGGACAGGACAAGUAUACAUGCUCUCCUGGCACCAAAGAGCUUUAAAAUAAAUUCCUAUUAGUCAUAUGAUGAUGAUGCACUUGAUUAGAUACAUGUGUGCAUGGCUCCAAAUGUAAGCAGUUGUUGAGAGAGCAGUUUACCUAAAGGUGCUUUUUUCCCCCCUCAACUUAAAAUGUUGAUACCACAACCUAUUAUACAGAUUUACUUAGAUCCUCUUUUGUUUUUUACACAAAAAUAAGUACCACUAAUGGUGGUCUUGGUCAGUGAAAUUCCUUUCCCUUCUGCCUUUGGUUAUAUAUUGUAUUCUUUGUGUAUUUCCCAAAGUUACUGGCUAUCUUAGGAAGUACUUUCAACUGGAAAUUAAAAUAAAACAGUUAAUGCUCAAA